This is a messenger RNA of Bradysia coprophila, 1196 nucleotides long. RefSeq names its product calcyphosin-like protein. Lineage: Eukaryota; Metazoa; Arthropoda; Insecta; Diptera; Sciaridae. The record is from RefSeq and is a predicted model, not a curated record. Gene Ontology annotation, molecular function: calcium ion binding.
UUGCAUUACCAUGAUUCGAAAUGGUUUACGUUUCGUAUUAAUACCAAAAGAAAUUAGUGGAAUAAAUUCAAAGAAAAUUCAGAGAGUCUGUUGUUCGUUCAAGAUUUGUCAUCUAAAAAAAUAUUGAACUUGUCACUGACUGGUGUCGUAAAAUCAGAUCCGAUGUUUUCACGGAUAUCGUUGAAGAUUGCAAAUCGUCCAACUAGUUCAAUGACACAAAACGAAUCGGAUUUGGUGAAUAAAAGCCGUCGUGCACUGGCAAACGGUAAAAAUAAAAAGCCAAUAGAAAAACUUCGUCUAUUGUGUCUGGCCCGUGGUGCUACUGGAAUAUACGGCCUAGGCAGGGCAUUCCGUCGCAUGGAUGAUGAUGGAAACAAGCAACUUUCGCUCGAAGAAUUUAUCAAAGGACUCGAUGACACCGGAAUGGAUUGCUCGGUCGAAGAAUCAACGGAUAUAUUUAAUGAAUUUGAUGCAGACGGUUCAGGGUCGAUAGACAUGACCGAGUUUUUAAUUCAAUUAAGACCUCCGAUGAAUCAAGCUCGAAUUUCGGUCAUUGAACAGUGCUUUAAGAAACUAGAUAAAACUGGUGACGGAGUUGUUACGAUCGAUGACUUAAAGAACGUCUACUCAGUGAAACAUCAUCCUUUGUACGUCAGUGGCGAAGCAACAGAGGAAACAAUUUUGAAGAAAUUUUUAUCAACUUUCGAAGAGGGAGGUGAUGUAGACGCUAAGGUAACACAUGAAGAAUUCUUAAAUUACUAUUCAGGAAUAAGUGCCUCCAUCGAUCAUGACGGUUACUUUGAUCUGCUACUCCGGCAAUCGUAUAAAUUGUAAUUCCAUCAUGAGCUGUAUUACAGAAAGAAAAUACCAUCCCGCUCACAAUGACCAACUCUGGAUUUGACCAUUUUUUUUAAAUGAAUUUAACCAUGUUGUUUGUAAAUGGAAAUGGCAUUCUUCGUUCUCGAGAAUGAUCUCACAAUAAUUUUUUCGUAAAAGUUUAUAUUUUGCACGAUACGUUUCCAAAAAGUUAAUGAAUGUUAUGCAGUCUCUAAUAUGUGUCUGUUUUGCUGCUUUGUUUUUGUCAUCAAAAGGAAUCGUAAGACUGAGUGAACUGUUUUUGACCCAUAGCAUUUUUUGAAUCGACUUUUUACUACUGUGAAGCCAAGACGGCAUAGCACGGCUCCUAGCAAUAAUAU